Ooceraea biroi (clonal raider ant) is the source of this 6255-nucleotide messenger RNA. Its product is annotated as tachykinin-like peptides receptor 99D. The record is from RefSeq and is a predicted model, not a curated record. Gene Ontology annotation, biological process: G protein-coupled receptor signaling pathway. Gene Ontology annotation, cellular component: plasma membrane. Gene Ontology annotation, molecular function: tachykinin receptor activity. Lineage: Eukaryota; Metazoa; Arthropoda; Insecta; Hymenoptera; Formicidae.
UCGCGAGGCGAGUGCCGCGAGACGGCCGGCCAGUAUCGUCGAGGCGCGCGUCCCGUCGCGAUCGUCCAACCCUUCGAACGUUGUCGCACGCCACUCCGCCAGCACGUACGUCGCUGCACGCGAACAUUGCGUGCAAACACUUGGGGACACUUUCGAGGAUACGGCGCGGUCUCCUCCCUUUAAUAUCCGAUCGAGGUGUUCGUGGAUGUGGAACCGCAAUGGAACGACGCUUCGCGAGGGAUUCGCGAAUGUAACAACACGGCGUCGCCGGGACUCUGGAUAAAUGCGGAAUCCUGCGUGGAGAACGUUAUAAUUCCGCGACGAGAAUCAUCGCCUGAAAUAGACGAAGCUCGAGACUCUCGUCGUCUCUGUCAACGAGUCGACGACAAUCUGCGGUCGGAUUCUUGUACGAGUUCUCGCCGAGUUUCGCAAAUUAUACAUCCUGGGAAUCAGUUACGCGACAGAAAGUUUUAUAUCGAUCGCAAACAUCGGACGAACUUUCUUUCAGCCCGCGUCUCGCGAAUCUGGGAACUUUCCAAGGAGGCGCAAUCCGCCAUUUCCUUCAUUUUUCGCUGAAAUGCUCUCGGCUAUGAACGAGCAAUUUCACUUUAUCCACGAUAAACGCCACAGUGCUACGAUCAUCGGAAAAGUAUCACAAAAGUUUCGAGCCAAUUGAAAAUUAAAGAGAUCCCCGGAAACGCCCGCGCACGGAAGUGGAGGCAGAGGAAAGUGAGAUUAUUCUUCGUUCCAACAGCGUAUCAAUAACGAGGAAGGAUUGCGAACGAUGUCAUUGUAGUGCAAGAAGAGCGGCUGCCGCGUCGCGCAUCCAGGGAUAGACACAAGAAAUGCUUAAAGAUUCAGUCACGAAUAUCAUCAAACGUCUAAUUGAUGCCACGCAAACAUUUUAUUAUAGCGCUGUGAGUGCGAAAGCUUUCCCGCCCUUGUGAUCGACCGUAUAGCGCGAAAUCGUAAAAAAGCUACAGUGGAGCGUAAUCUUUCUAUUUGCGUGAGACUCAAUGGGGAAACUUGGUUGGAAAACUAAUUUGUUUGAUGCGCGGUACAACAACGUGCAAAGUAACGCUGAAUUAUGAGCGAGAAUUAUCCCAGAUGGAAUAUAAGUUUGACAAUUUGAAACCUUGCAAAACCGCGUAUCCAUUAGGCGCUUCAUCGUACAACAGACGUGGAACUUUUUCCCUCUGGUAAGUAACCGCGGUACACAACGAACACGUCUGUGUGCAAAUUCCAGUGGUUGUGGCAUUCACCGGCUCCUCGGUGCUUCCCGUCGACGAGGAGCGCAAAAACCGUCUUGUCAUAAAACGGCAAGCGAAUUUCACGACGACGCAUCAACGAUGCUUUAGUAAUCAUUAAACUUGGACCGAACGACAGCAGAGCCAGAUACGCCAGAUACGGUUAGAGCGCAACGUCGGCCAAGAUUAAACGCAAAACUUCCAUAAAGUCGUCGGGAAACCGUCACACGGACUCACCCCACCGGGAGAUCAGCGUAAUAAUCAACGAACCUUCCGAUUUUCUCUCUCCUCGUGGCGGAGGCUGACGAGUCGACGAUCGAAAAAAGAAAAACCUGCAACGACGACUCGCAGCGGCAUUCGCGGAAGAAAGAGGAGCGAGUCAUAUCACACAUCGUGACUUCGCUGAUAUCGCCAAAAGGAAAAAGACACGAGUAAACGCGCCGCGAGGACAAUGAAGCUUCCGGCGGCAAGGGCAGCGGCGGGGGCGAUCGAUUGGUGGUCCAGGAUGCGAUCGGAUUCUGCCAAGAGCGGCCGCGCGUGAAACGCGAGCGGAAACGAGCUUGGAUAUCGAAAUCGAAGUCACUGGCAGUUACUGGCGCGUGUUACCCGACAGUUUAAUCGGCAAAGGGAUACGCAGUAUCCCAUCGAUACGAUCGGCGGACCGUAUCGCAGGCGGAACUAAUGAGAUGGCCCCUCGCACGAAAGUACGAUCAUUACGACAAAGUCGAUAACCAGGAAAAUGAGCUCGAAUUAACGGUCUCCGUAAUCAAGCGGCCGCGGCGCAUUCCCUACCCUCCAUCGUGCGAUCCUCGAUCGACGAUUCUCAAUUAAGAUUGGUCGGACGGAAAAACGAUUCGCCAGCGACGCGUAAUUCGGCGCGAUGCGGCACGUCGAAAUUAAAAGCUCGUAUUUCCGACGCCGGUAGCUACCGGCACGGCUUUCACGGAAGAUCGACCUUGAAUUGAAAGAAUCCGGAAGGCACCACCGUAAAACGUAACUCGCUAACAACCGUCGCUAGCGACCGUCCGGAAUACGAUCGAUGGAUAUUUCUCGACUCGUUCGACACAAUUUGGAAAUCGUUUGCAAACUGACACGUAGUCCGAGUGGAAAAUUUGUGCGUCUGGACGAUGCCUCGACCGUCGUAGCACGUUCCACACCUACACGCAUCUACACGAGAGUAGACGCAAUGCACGUUCCGGCAUUACGUCGACACGGUCGUAAAAGUUUGCCCGAGUUGCUGGUUGGCGGGUGUGCGCGCUUGACAGGAAUAUGUAAGUUAUUCGCCGUGAGGACCAACCCCGGUAGUUUCUAGUCACAGCGAAUCUUCAUCUUUCCCCAAUUAAAUGCAGAGAGAAUCUCACGAACGUCUCAAGAAUUCUUUAGCUUCAAGAAUCGAGAACAAACCGGAUGUGCCCAAAAGUCGAUCGAAAGAUACCAGAUAUUCCGCUGAGGUAUUCUUUGUGACGCCCGAUUCAAUGUUACGCGACCGUGUCGAGGAUUACCAGUUGUCAGGUACGCGAAACAUCCCGAGGAGAAGGGAAAGAGAAAAUCGUAUAUUCCGGUCGAGUGUGCGGCGUACCCUUUGAGAUCAGGAAGGCACCAAGUUGCCGACAAACUUAACACGGUAACACGGGCUGCAUGAGCGAACGUAGAAGAGAGUGAAUUAAAAAUUUCGUUCUCGUGUUGCUCUCGACAAAAGUCAACGUAGAGUACACGUGAUUCGUGAUGCAGAGUCUCGACGACGUAACGACGUACAACUCGACGUCUCACCUUUGGAACGCGACGGCGACGUCGUUAUGGUUCGACAACGACACCUAUCACAACGGCACCAAUUACACGGACCUGGAACUGCGAAAUCAAUUCGUGCUGCCGUGGUGGCGGCAGAUGAUCUGGACGCUCCUGUUCGCGGUCAUGAUCACCGUGGCCACCGGCGGCAACCUGAUAGUGAUAUGGAUCGUGCUGGCACACAGGCGGAUGCGCACCGUCACCAACUACUUCCUGGUGAAUCUUAGCAUCGCGGACGCCAUGGUGUCCACCCUGAACGUUACUUUCAACUACACUUACAUGCUCAACAGUCACUGGCCAUUCGGCAUGCUAUAUUGCAAGAUCUGCCAGUUUAUCGCCGUUCUCACGAUAUGCGCGAGCGUCUUCACGCUGAUGGCGAUAUCCAUCGAUCGAUAUAUGGCCAUUGUGAAUCCUCUGAGGCGGCGUAUGGGGAAAAAAGCAACUCUGUGCGUUGCGAUUAUUAUAUGGAUCGUUGGAGCGAUCCUCUCCCUGCCGAUGCUGCUCUUCUACACUACUUAUACCCAAAACUUUAUGAAUGGCGAGGUCCGCGUCAUUUGCUACAGCGAUUGGCCAGACAGAGACGACGACGGGCUCAGUUACGACGAAUAUCUGUACAAUGUCGUCUUCAUGAUAUUGACAUACUUUUUACCGAUCGGAUCCAUGACGUUCACGUACGCCAGAGUUGGUCUGGAAUUGUGGGGCUCGCAAAGUAUCGGGGAAGCUACAGCGAGGCAGCUCGAGAAUAUUCGAAGCAAACGAAGGCGUUUCAGCGAAAAUUCCCCACUGUGCAACGCCAACAAUCACCAUAGUAUAAUUGGAUGUAGCACUCGAUGUAGAGCACUCGAUGUAUCGACGCAAACAAGCUCUAUUUCUAAUUCAAUAGGCACGGUGCGAAUACCGCUGCACCUGCAAUCAAUGAGAGGCGGAAACGACCGGCUGUUGGCACAUCAUCGCGGUCACGCCAGGAAAUGGAGGACAUCGCAGGCCAGGGGACACGUAUCCUGACAGGAGGAGGAAAACUCUCAGCAACGAGUACAUACCUGGAUAUGAAAAUAUCUUUUAGUGGCGCCUCUUUUAGCGGUGUCUCGAUUCGCCGAUUGACUCGUACGCGAUUGCGUUUCCACUUGCAACAAGUCUUGGAGGAGCAAGCGAUUUCUUCUCGAUCUCGUUCUCAUCUAGUCCUCAUCAAAAAGACGAUCAAUUUGUUCCAUAAGUCGAGUUUCUAGUUCUGACCAAUAGAGACGACGAAGAUAUCUGUGUUAUUGUAACCCAAGCAUAUUAUCCAAAGAUAUUAUCUCAGCUGACUGUCGUUUGACUAUCUCCUUUGGCGUAUCAGUCAUGUCAUAUCGUUCAUAGUCAUAUGAAAAACUAACGGACCAAUAUUGUGUCUAUUGCAAUUUCCAUAACGUUAAUGCACAAUGUACUUGAAAAAAGGAAAAAAAAAGAAAGAAUCCGGCACUUUACGAUUCGCGGAUAAUGAAUGUUAGAAAAAUGUAAUGCUUAUAAUCUAUAGGGCGUAAAUGUUGGUGAUAUCACGCGUAAUGCCAUUGCGUAAAUUAUUGUGUUUCCUAAUGCACCGUGUGCAUUAAGAAUUCUCUUUAAAAAAGAAAACAGAUCAACUAACGAAUCAAGAUAAUCAAAUCAAAUUAAUCAAAUUAACAUUCAACCUUAUUGAAACGAACGACGCUUCUUCGAUCGAUGAGCCUAAUGAUUAAGAAAUCACGUUCACGUAAAUGUGUAAAAUUUUCUUUAAAAGCAUCAUUUCUCAAAGGCAGCUGCAAUAAGCAGUAAUUUGUUUUGUUAAUCAAUAAACAUUAUUAAUUAUGUGAUUAUAUAAAGUGCGCAUUAGAUGUGGUUGUGAAUACGUGAAUAAUCUACAGUAAAAUAGUUAACAAAAUUGUUAUAGUGCUGCUGCUCUCUUUCUCUCUCUCUCUCCCCCUUUUUCUCACUUAUAAAAAUAAUUCCUAAAUCACUUUCUCAUAAUUUGUGAAUUUCAAUUCAAUGUUUCAUUUAUUCGCGAGGUAAAAUCGCUAAUGCAACAUAUUUUUACUUAGCGAUAAGUGAUAAGUGAAAUUACAAUCUCGAUAAAUUACAGUUUCAAUAAAUUUUAAUAAUUUAAAUCUCUUUUAUAUUAUAUUUCAUAUAUUACACGUACUUACGUUACAAAGUUUUUAUCAUUUUUAUCUUGUGCCGACAUUGUAAUACUAUUUAGUAAGACAUUUUUAAAGAACUGCGCUGCAACGUUUUGUUUUACUUUGUGCAUUCCAUCUUAAUCUAAGCGAGAGAUAAGACGAUGUUAAUAAAUUUAAGAAAAAUGUGCAAUGUCUUCAUGACGCAUGUUCCGUUGAAAUUUUCCGUUGAAGGUAUCGUCUCAGCAUGCAAGAAAUACUCUGGGAAAACAAACGCUUUUUAAAAUACGAUUUAGGUGUAUAUAUAAUACACAAUUAAUACACAUAGCGUAAUUGUAAUAAAAGUAGAUUAAAAUAAAAUAACACUCAAAACGAUAAUUAUUUGCAGAUUAUAACAAAAGACGACAAUUAUAACAAAUAAAGUUAAAAACUGUGAGGAUACGAGUGUAUCUCUCCGUUUUCAUAUCUCUGGAUGGUUUCAAGUAAUUCUUAUACUAAUAACGCGUACGAAAUAAUAAUAAUAAAUACGAGAUACACCCAGAACCAAGAAAUUUUGCAUACUACAAGCGUGUUGUGAUACUUGUAACUCGCUUUUUAAAGUUGAUUCCAUAUACAUGUAGGCAAAUAAGGAAUAUCAUUUAAAACUGUUGUCAAAAAUUCGAUAAACCUGCAUAUAUUGCAAUCCGAAGGAAAAGUUACGAAAUUAUUCUUUUAGUUUAUCUUAUCCUGUAAAAACGCAGUACUGAUCAUUAUUUCUCUAUACAUUAUUGUACAAUAUAUAGAUAUAUACAUACAUAUACAUAUAUAUAUAUAUUUAAUAUCCAUUAUCCAAUAUCAGACCAGUAUAAGACAGAACGUAAUUAUUAAUAAUCAAUCUUCGAAGCUACACUACCGAGGCUAUAAAGUAUAAUGCAAGAAUAUAUAACGCAAGAUAUAUAGUCUUUGCACAAUCAUACAAAAAUUGGCUCGAAAUUCGAACGCAUCGAAACGAAAUCUAUCGAGCUAUUUUCGUUCGUUGAUAUAGCUUCGUUGUACCUGUAAUCAUCUCAUUGUACCCUGGAAUGCGUAAAUAAAACAUCCUAUUUUUUAUGUGA